Molecule: messenger RNA, 1748 nt
Organism: Pichia membranifaciens NRRL Y-2026
Lineage: Eukaryota; Fungi; Ascomycota; Pichiomycetes; Pichiales; Pichiaceae
Exons: 1
Coding region: 76-1707 (543 amino acids)
Biological process (GO): transmembrane transport
Source: RefSeq, a predicted model, not a curated record
AGGAUGGGGGUGCUGAGAUAUGUGAAGCACAUGCUUUUGCCGCCGAAGAAAAGCGACAUCAGACUGAGAUGUGCCAUGGCGGUGAGGUACUCGGAGGACAAUGAGCAGAAUAGGUUGUUGUUGGGGGACGAGGUGGACGACGAGUACGUUGCGGACGAUGUGGUCGGCACGGACGACGGCAACGGUAACGACAACGGAAACUGCAAUGUAGAGAAGACAGAGGCGAAGGCUGCGACAGGCCACAGUUUGCAGGGACUCAGAGCCAAGAUCGUGUCAUGGUUCCAGCGCCAGGAGGAGGAUAUACAGCGGGUGGAGGAGCUUGAGGACGACGAGUACUACAUCACGUCGCCGUUGGACACGUUCAUCGGGUGGGCGGUGGACGUGGCGGGCUCGAUCUACGUGCUUUUCAUUGUGUUGGCGUUGUUGGCUGCGUGGAUUGUGUGGGGCUGCAUCAACAAGGGCUCAGACACGUGGCAGAUUGUGAUGCAGGACGGCCAGUCCAUCCAGACGUACGUGUGGAACACGUUCCUCAUGAGACAGCAGCUCGACAACGACGAGAAGCUUUUGAUUUUGUACGGCCGGUUGAAGAGCCGGUCGUUGACGCACAAACGCUUGCUGCAGAAGAUCGUAGACAACAGGGACAGCAUCGACCUUGAGUCCUUCAUGAAGAAGCAGGGCUCGAGAGAGGGCAACCUCGAGCAGCAGAAGACAAUUAACUUCAAAAGCAGGAACCUGUUUGACAAGGUCUCUUACUGGGUCGGAAAAGUGUUGGGCAGCUUGCCUGCCGUGGCUGUGUACUGGGUCGGGAUUUUUGUUUGGAUUGACUGUGGUGCCCUACCCUUGAAUGAGGGCACGGCGGAGAAGCCAGACAUGGAAACGUUCUCCAACACCUGGCAGAUGUACGUGAACACCGCCACCGCAAUAGAGUUGUUAGUGACCACAGUGUUUUUGGAAAACGUCCGGAACAGAACCAACGCGUUCAUCUUGAAGCAGACCGAGCAGUUCAACAAAAUCGACCAGGACUUGGAGUGCUUGUUGCGGGAAAUCAACGGCAACGACCAAACGGAGAAUGAACUCGUUGUUGUGCAAAGGUGUCCACGAGACAGGAUCCAGAAGGCAAUCAGUUUCUAUGCACACGUGGUUGGCAAUGGUCUAGGGUUGGUCAUCUCGAUUUGUGUCUUCUCUGCGUGGGUCGGGAUCGGCAAUGUCAUGCACUGGAGUGCAAACUGGUGGUUGGUCAUUGGCUCGUACACCGGGUUGGUGGGUUUCAUUGACGGGUUUGUAUUGCGCGAGAUCUUCUUUUCGAUCACAAACUACGAGCAGAGCAAGUUCCUCGACUUGUUGGGCGACUCUCAAGAAUGGCUUGAUAUUGUCGGCAUCCCGGUCGAUUUGGAGAGACCAAUUGUGAAGAAUAGCUUUGGCAACCGGAUCUCGCUUUUUAUCAACCGGGUCUGCUCCAACGAGUGGUCGGUGGUCUCUGCGUUUGCCAUAGUGCUUGGGUUGGUCAUUUUGGCGAGCGCCAUGUUGUGGUCUGAGACUGCGCAGUUGAUUGCCAACACACCGACCAUGAUUAUCGAGGGCUUCUUCCUCUUGAUCCUCGUGCAGGCGCACGACUGGGCGACAGAGGAAAGGAGAAUGACGCUUUCCGAGCUCAACAGAAGUAGAGUGUUGCUCUACGACUACAUACGCACACAUCAUGUUUCCUGAGCAUUGGCAAAACGUUGGCAUAGCAUUACUUAUUUAUUUCU